Messenger RNA from Mercenaria mercenaria, 3321 nucleotides. Its product is annotated as TWiK family of potassium channels protein 18-like. The transcript is spliced from 3 exons. Gene Ontology annotation, biological process: potassium ion transmembrane transport; stabilization of membrane potential. The record is from RefSeq and is a predicted model, not a curated record. Lineage: Eukaryota; Metazoa; Mollusca; Bivalvia; Venerida; Veneridae. Gene Ontology annotation, molecular function: potassium ion leak channel activity. The coding region runs from base 424 to 1896 and encodes 490 amino acids. Gene Ontology annotation, cellular component: membrane.
UUGAGAGUAAAUGACUAGCAUAUUGGUGUACAUUUCACCAAGAGUACAUUGUAAGGAACAGUUCUGUGAGUAAAUACAGAUUAGUAAUAUCUUUAGCCAUAUUAUUGACAGCUCUGUUAGCUGGUUCAUAUAUAAAUACAAGCUACUUUCUUUCUUUGCCAUACCGGAACGGAGACUGAAGAAGGCACAAAUAUAUAGUCCAACGUGGAUUUGAAUGAUACUGAAAACGCUUCCGUUGUUGUGAGACUUUUCAUUUGUGAUAACUGAUGCUGGAUUUACUUUCAAAAUAUUUUUAUCAUAUCUAAGUAUUUACAGAAGAAGAUUUUAAGAUUUAAUUUGGAUUAUUAUAUGUAACAAAUUAGUUGAGAAAAGUCAAUAGGCACAAACAUUGAACAAUCUGUUCUCCUGAGAAAAUUGACGACGAUGGAAGACGGUAAGGCAACAAGUGUAAGCUUAGAAACAUUGGAAGUAGAGGAAGCUGAUGAUUCGAAAAAUAAUUCCACGGAAAAUCUAGACAACAGCUGUUUAGGCAAAGCUAGACGUAUACUUAGAACUGUUUACAAAGGGGCGAGAUCUCUUGUAGGUUUAGCGGUUAUAUUGAUAGUAUACGCACUGCUAGGUGCGCUUGUUUUUAUGCUGAUUGAAUCGAGACAUGAACAGAAAUACAAAUCUAACAUUACAAAUAUAAGAGAAAACAUGAUUGAAGGACUGCUGUUAAAAUCUACUGGCGUCGUUGAUAAAGUCACGUGGAAAACGGAGACGAAAGCUUUGUUAUUAGAAUAUGAAAGUUCCAUACGCGAGGCCAUAAACAACGAUGUACCAACGGACUCAACGGAAGAAGUGUGGACCAUGUGGAGCAGUUUGUUCUUCGUAUUUACAGUUUUUACUACUAUCGGUUAUGGUAAUUUGGCACCAGUGACGGGACUGGGUCGUGUUUUGUGUAUUGUUUACGCUGGCAUAGGUAUACCACUUGCCUUACUCCUUUUAGCAGAAUUAGGAAGACGGUUCACAGUGGUUCUAAAAUUUCUUUGGGCUUAUGGGAGGAGAUAUUACAACUACGGAUAUUGCAGAAAAGUUCGAGAAAGAAACCCUUUCCAGAAAAAGUACGAACUUAAUGAAGAGCAACAGCAACAGGGUGACGAAGAAACAAAAAGUGAAGACGGAAAAUCUGAAGAUAGAAGCAGAAGUGGUUCAAGAAUUAUAUAUGGAUACGAAGUAGACGACGCUUUUAAUGUACCCAUAACUAUAGCGAUACUUAUUUUGUUUGUUUAUAUCCUACUUGGUGCGCUGAUGUACUCAAUUUGGGAGGACUGGGACUUUAUCGAAGCGAUUUACUUCGUAUUCGUUUCUCUUUCAACAAUAGGUUUUGGAGACAUUCUGCCGGCUCAUCAAAAGUUUUUCGUUGUCUCGUCUAUCUACAUGUUUAUUGGUUUGUCUCUUGUUUCUAUGUGUAUAAACGUAGCAAUUGAAUUCUUUAAUGUCGCUGCAGUUAGGGCUAAACGAAAAGUUGGAGAAGCUAAAAAGAAAAUUGGCGACAAAGCUAAACAAGCACACAGGACUGCAAAAGAAAAGGUUGCAGAUAUCAAAACAAAUAUUGCAGAUGAAACAACGAAAUUCAAACAGAAAACAGAUGACAAAGUUAAAAAACUAAAGACAAAUAUUGCUGAUGAAACAUCAAAACUACGACAUAAAACGGAUGAGAAAAUUUCAGGGAUUAAGUCAAAUAUUAGUGAAGAAACUACCAAGUUUCGUAAAAAGGCAGAUGAUAAAUUCAGAAAGAAAAACAAAGACCGAGCAGAUUCAAGUCCAUCGAUAGGACAUCCAAUGCAACAAACAGAUGAUACUUAUGAUGAAAUAGGAACUGUAAAGUCCGAAACUGAAAUAGAUAAAUUAUAAUUAUUUAAGCGGUUUUCUCGUUUCAAGUUGGUUAUUCCUGUAAAACAUACAUUAAAUUUUCAACAAAUCAAUCAGACAGAGGAAUACCGCAUGAAAGGGCAGGUUCAUUUUCAAAUUUUACUUGGAUACAUGGGUAAAAUUUUCAUAAUGUUUCGUAUACUCCUGUAUCGGUUCAAUUUUGAUCACAAUAUCUUCGAAAAAGAAGCAUGUAUUUGCUCGAUAGAUUCCUUAAGAUAACUUAAAGGGGUAUAUUGUUUUAAAACGACCAAUGUUUGAUAUGAUUUAUUGGUCUUUAGUUCUUAUAUUAUUGGAAACAUAAAAUAUUAGACAGCAGGAAGUAUGAUGCUACUAGUUUUACUUGUAACUGACGCAGUUCUAGUUUUACUUGUAACUGAUGCAGUUUGUUCGGAUCGUCAAGAAAAAGUCAAUGCUUUUUCAAAAACAAUGUUCGUAUUUGGAUCAGAAAAACCGAAUUAUCGCAAAUAACGGGAAAACAGACACGAGCAUAUUUCAUAGUGUUUAGUAAAGUUUUAUAUGUUUUAUUUGGAUCACCAGUGAAAGCUAUUCUUGCGAAAUUAUUUCCUUUGUUAUUUUCUAAAAUGCUAUUUCUAAGGUUACACAGAAACUUUAUUUAAUUUCUAAUAAAACAUCUUCUAUCUAUUUACUAUGACCUAGUUCACUGACUGGCUUGGAUCAAAAUAAUUAUGUAUAAUUCAAAACAAAGAAUAGAAUAGAAUAGGUAUAUUAUGUUUCAUGUCAUUCAUUUUCAUGUUUCUGAUAUAAGAAUUUAGAACUUAUAUGUUUAAGUAAUAUAAUGAAACCCAUAUAGCAAAAACGUGUUUCGUUAGCAAACAUUAUACAUGUUAUUCAAUGUGGUCAUAAUGUAGCCCACAUAGUAUUACAAUGUAUGUGUAUAAGAAACAUUAUGAUAUGUUUACCCAUAUACUAAAAUUUUGAAAUCAAAAUGGCUUGCCUUUUUUGUUUUCUUUUUAAUAAUAUUAAAGUAUAUUUGCCUGCCGUUACAUAACUGAGAAACUCUUGAAGAAAAAACAACAACAAAUAUAUAUAUGUUUUCAUAUACCGGACAUUAUUCAAAGUGUAGAGAGAAAUAUAUAAAAAUGUUUGCUAUUUAAGAUGUAACUGCCGUCUGGUACAACUUGUACAGGUUUCUUGUUAGAAUCAGCCGGCAACGUAAAUGACGUUGUGUCUGGUCUUUCAUGUCUAAAAUCCAGCCAUUUUUAUUUUACCAACUAAUUUACAUUCUUCGUCUAGCCUUUUUUCAAAGUGCUUUUACUUUACACAAAACUACAUGAUACCGCUUUGUCUUGUAUUAAUGAAGGAAUACCUGAAGUUUUAAACAUAAACAUAUGAAUAACAUAUACCUCGUAACUUCAUAUGGUAUUAAGGAAUUGUCGCCGGUAAUAC